AGUUUCUACAAUGCUGCUAUUCGGGGGCUAGCUGGCUAGCUAGCAGUGUUGGUUACGUUACGUUGCGUUAGGAGAACGACAAUAGCUGGCUAGCUAACCUAGAAAAUCGCUCUAGACUACACAGUUAUCUUUGAAACAAAGACGGCUAUGUAGCUAGCUAUGUAGCUAGCUACGAUCAAACAAAUCACACCGUUGGGACUGUAAUGAAAUGAAAUGAAAAUGUGAUACUACCUGUGGAGCGAAGCGGAAUGCGACCGGAAUGCGAAAGUUCUAUUCAGUAGACGUUGGCUGGCUGUUGGCUAGCUAGGAGUGUCUCCUACGUUAAGGACGACAAAAUAGCUGGCUAGCUAACCUCGGUAAAUUAAGAUAAUCACUCUAAGACUACACACUCUAAACUACACAAUUAUCUUGGAUACGAAGACAGCAAAGACAACUAUGUAGCUAGCUAAUACUACACUAAUCAAGUCGUUCAGUUGAGUGUGAUAGUUACUACAGUGCUACGGUAGACGGUGAACGUGUUGGGCAGAUAGGAGGACGACGAAAUACGAUAAUUACGCAAUUAUCUUUGAUACAACGACGGCUAUGUAGCUAGCUAAGAAGAAAUUGCUAAGAUUAGACAAAUCAGACCGUUGUACUAUAAUGAAAUGUAAUGAAAUGUAAUGAAAAAGUUAUACAACCUGCAGACCGAAGGAGACCGAAGCGCGGAUGCGACCGGCUCGCUCCAACCCGGAAUGAUGUUUUUUUUUUCUUGUCAGAAAUACAUUUUGGGGAUGGAAAAACCCUUUCAGUGUAAACUUAAAUUACAAAAACCAGAGAAAGUAUGUAGAAAAGAUAAUGGCCCUAUAUAUUAAUAUUUGAGAACUAACAAUCACCAAAAUAAAGGGGGAGAACUGACAAUUCCUAAAUAUUGAUUCAGCAGUAAAGAUUUAUGUUUGAGCAAAAAACCACCGUAUUAGCCAUGGAAAAAUUCAUAGGAAAAUCGCUUUAAAAAUGCUAAAUGUUACCUCCGAUCCAUGGCAGAAUAUUUAGAAUCGCAGGAUAAAAAAAAUAUUAAAAAAUAAAAUAAAAAAUUUCUCUCAGCUGCAUGGUAAAAUGGGGGCCACUAAAAUGUUCUGUGAAAUUCAGCUGUGCCGACCACACCUGUAUUCAUAACCUACCUGUUCCCUGUAUGUACUCUCGGGUGCAGAGCUGGAACAGCUGAACCUGGCAUGAAAGUGAAAAUUAAAAUGACUUCAGAGUUGUUUCAUGAUUGGCCAUAUGGGUGUUAGGCCGGGUGAUUGUAUUCGUAGUGCUAAUCAUAGUUUGUUGGCAGAUCAGAUAAUUGAUUGGCACUGCCACUCUUUAGGCUAUUUACUUUUGCUGAGAGGGCAUGCUGAUUAAGGCGACUGCAGACUAGGUUCUGUUUGCUCCUAGCAGAACCUGGCUAGGCGUAAGCGCACGACUAUGCUCGCAUACUCCUUGCUUGCUAAAAUAGCUAGCUGAACCUUGCUAUCAAAUGCGAAGCGUAUGAUUUUCUUUCUAUAUAUAUAUCUCUUAUAAACUAGUAAUAUCAUCAACCAUGUGUAGUUAACUAGAGAUUAUGAUUGAUUGUUUUUUCUAAGAUAUGUUUAAUGCUAGCUAGCAACUUACCUUGGCUUACUGCAUUCGCGUAACAGGCAUUCCCUCUCCUUGUGGAGUGCAACGAGAGGCAGGUGGUUAGAGCGUUGGACUAGUUAACUGUAAGGUUGCAAGAUUGGAUCCCCUGAGCUGACAAGGUGAAAAUCUGUCAUUCUGCCCCUGAACAAGGCAGUUAACCCACCGUUCCUAGUCCGUCAUUGAAAAUAAGAAUGUGUUCUUAACUGACUUGCCUAGUUAAAUAAAGGUGUAAAAAAAAUAAUUUUAAAUCGGCCAAAUCAGUGUCCAAAAUGACCGAUUUGUUAUAAAAACUUGAAAUCGGCCCCAAUUAAUCGGCCAUUCCGAUUAAUCGGUCGACCUGUAGUACUGACUCUGUUAGUGGAAUGGACUGACCUUUUAGUAUAGAUGCCUGCAAAUCACAUGCUAAUUUCAGUCUCGAUUCCUGGUGUUUCUGUAACAUGCUUGUCUUCAAUGUAAAACAUUCUAUAUUCAGCUGGGCUUGUGUUGGAGAGUCUGGUUCAUUCAGUUCAGCAGAUCCCUGUGUGACAACCAACCACAGUGACCAUUUGGUAGUUGACAACACAGAAUCAUCUCAUUGACCACUGGCACCACACUAUCAGUGUCUGUUUCAGUCUCAUACAUUAAUAUGGAAAGCCCCAUCUUGAAAGAGGGUGAGAUGCAAUGUUGUUGUGUGUGUGUGUAAGUGCAUCCAGUGUUUUGGCCUGUGCCUGUUAGCUGCAGUCUUGUUUUGGCCUGUGUCUGAGGUGUUUUGGUUGUGUUAAUUGGAUUAGAGUAACAUGUUUUCUGGACAGUAUUUAAGGUGUCACCUUUCCAGCCUGGGUUGAAGUGUAAUGUGCUGCUAUUUUGGCCUGUGUUGGAGGCUCUGAUUCGAGGUGAAAUGCUGGAAAUGAGACUAGUGAGGAUUAUGUAACAGUAGUGGCUUGUUUUGGUGCCUGUAGAUCAGGCCUGAGUGAGAUGGGGGUGGGAGCACGGGGGUGAGUGUUGGCCUGAGAGAACCUGAAUAACGCCAGUCAGUUGCCCCCCAUCAGGGAGGCAGCCCUCUGAACUACACCAGAACGCAGGCUGCUGUGGACACUGGUCAUACCAACAAAUGUAUUCUGUAUGUGCAUAUGUAACCGGUGUGAAAUGGCUAGCUAGUUAGCGGGGUGCGCGCUAAUAACGUUUCAAUCGGUGACGUCACUCGCUCUGAGACCUUGACGUAGUUGUUUCCCUUGCUCUGCAAGGACCGUGGUUUUUGUGGAGCGAUGGGUAACGAUGCUUCGGGGGUGUCAGUUGUUGUGUUCAAAGGGUCCCUGGUUCGAGCCCAGGUAGGGGCGAGGAGAGGGACGGAAGGAAAACGGUUACACAUAUAGAUGUGUGUGUGCAAUGUACAUAUGUAGACCUAUUGUACAGAGGACCAUUCUGUAGGACAAGUGUGAUACAUGCUUUAUGAUGAUGUUGUUUUAGCACUGUGUUCUUCUCUCAGGCUGAUGAGCUGUAGAUUUCUCUCACAGAAAGACUCUCGCCUGAGCAUGACCUGUUGCCAUGGCUACAGCUAGCCACUGACAACACCUGAUGCACACAGAGAAAGAUCAUCCUGCAGUGCUCCACAGAUCAACCACAGGCACUGUUGGGCCAGUGCGGAGGCAAUCACACACAGCCACCGACCAUGCAUCUGACCACGAUUGACCACAGUGUCUUCAUAUGUAGUACAUACAGUUGAAGUUGGAAGUUGACAUACAUUUAGGUUGGAGUCAUUAAAACUUGUUUUUCAACUACUCCACAAAUUUCUUGUUAGCAAACUAUAGUCUUAUCUACUUUGUGCAUGACACAAGUAAUUAUUCCAACAAUUGUUUACGGACAGAUUAUUUCACUUAUAACUCACUGUGUCACAAUUCCAGUGGGUCAGAAGUUUACAUACACUAAGUUGACUGUGCCUUUAAACAGCUUGGAAAAUUCCAGAAAAUAAUGCCAUGGCUUUAGAAGCUUCUGAUUGGCUAAUUGACAUAAUUUGAGUCAAUUGGAGGUGGCCUUCCUUCAAACUCAGUGCCUCUUUGCUUGACAUCAUGGUUAAAUCUAAAGAAAUCAACCAAGACUUCAGAAAAACAAUUGUGGAGACAAGUCUGGUUCCUCCUUGGGAGCAAUUUCCAAAUGCCAGAAGGUACCGCGUUCAUCUGUACAAACAAUAGUAAGCAAGUAUAAACACCAUGGGACCACGCAGCCGUCAUACCACUCAGGAAGCUCUGUCUCCUAGAGAUGAACAUACUUUGGUGCGAAAAGUGCAAAUAAAUCCCAGAACAACAGCAAAGGACCUUGUGAAGAUGCUGGAGGAAACGGCUACAAAAGUAUCUAUAUCCACAGUAAAACAUGUCCUAUAUCGACAUAACCCGAAAGGCCGCUCAGCAAGGAAGAAGCCACUGCUCCAAAACCACCAUAAAGCCAGACUACGGUUUGCAACUGCACAUGGGGACAAAGAGCAUACUUUUUGGAGAAAGGUCCUCUGGUCUGAUGAAACAAAAAUAGAACUGUUUGGCCAUAAUGACCAUCGUUGUGUUUGGAGGAAAAAGGGGGAGGCUUGCAAGCUGAAGAACCCAUCCCAACCGUGAAACACGGGGGUGUCAUCAUCAUGUUGUGGGGGUGCUUUGCUGGUGCACUUCCCAAAAUAGCUGGCAUCAUGAGGCAGGAAUAUUAUGUGGAUAUAUUGAAGCAACAUCUCAAGACAUCAGUCAGGAAGUGAAAGCUUGGUCGCAAAUGGGUCUUCCAAAUGGACUAUGACCCCAAGCAUCCUUCCAAAGUUGUGGCAAAAUGGCGUAAGGACAACAAAGUCAAGGUAUUGGAGUGACCAUUAUAAAGCCCUGACCUCAAUCCCAUAGAAAAUCUGUGGGCGGAACUGAAAAAGUGUGUGUGAGCAAGGAGGCCUACAAACCUGACUGUUACACCAGCUCUGUCAGGAGGAAUGGGCCAAAAUUCACCCAACUUAUUGUGGGAAGCUUGUGGAAGGCUACCUGAAACAUUUGACCCAAGUUAAACAAUUUAAAGGCAAUUACACUCAAUUAGUAUUUGGUACAUGUGAACUUCUGACCCACUGGGAAUGUGAUGAAAGAAAUAACAGCUGAAAUAAAUAAAUCCCUCUACUGUUAUUCUGACAUUUCACAUUCUUAAAAUAAAGUGGUGAUCCUAACUGACCUAAGACAGGGAAUUUUUACUAGGAUUAAAUGUCAGGAAUUGUGAAAAACUGAGGUUAAAUGUAUUUGGCUAAGGUGUAUGUAAACAUCCGACUUCAACUAAAUGUAGCUGCAAACAAACACAAUCAACAAUCAAUGCUGAACCACAGUUAGACAUCGCAUCGCUUGUGGAGCACAGAGGAGGCCAAAGAAUAGCCAACCAAGGAGGGGAAAACUAUCGCCUCAAAAGCAAAAUCAGCCUUUACACCACUUUGGGCUAUAUUUGGGCAUUAUGGAAACCCGUAACAAACUCCAUGACCCUUUACCAAUUCCAGUCAGAUGACUUAGUGUGACGCACAAAUAUGAGGGGACUUUUUGUCUCUUUUUGAUCAACUGCUGUGAUGAAUGGCUGUGAAUUUCAGCGCCACAAAUCUGCAGGGGAAAGGCCUCUUUAAUUUAACCAGUCUUAAUCUUUGAUCUGUGGUGCUGUCUGCCUCCCCUACAGUAACAUGCCUGUGACCCUCACCUCAUGCCCGUCAACCCCCCCCCCCCAGCCCCACUACUGAUAACACUGCUUGGAAUGGGUGCCGUGAACGGAGAGGAGUGAAUGCACAGACUAGUGGAGAGUGAAGAAUGUGGUUGAGCAAGCAGAGGAUGGGUCCCACGAGUGCACAGGCAGCGGGGUCGCGCAAAUUAAGCUUGAGUUGCAAGUGUGACUUUAAGUAAGCAGAACAUCAUUGCCGCAUACAAAAUAUUAAUUUGAGAGUAGAGAUUAUUCAUAAUUAUUUUGCGGAGAUACUUAAACAUCUUGCUCUCGCAUCUGCAAUCUUUUACUAUCGUUUUAUUAGAGGUGAAAAUUCUAGCCAAUGAAUAUGGUUGUCACUAGUUAAACACAGCCACAAAGUCAUACUUAUUAUGGCUAAACCCAGCCUAUUUCUACAAUUUAGCUUCUUAAAAUCUGAUUUUAAACUUAACCACACUGCUAACCUUAUGCCUAACCAUAACUUUAAAGUUAAGACCAAAAAGCACAUCUUUGUUUUUCAUGAAUUUUUACUGUACAGUAAAGCUGUGUUAUCUAGUGUAAACCAGAUUUUGACGUUGAAAGGCAAUGUAACCUAACGUAGCAGGCGUAAAAAAAAGAACACCUGAGUGUGGUUCCCACGUACGGGUUUCAGCAGAAAAUGAAGCUAGAUUGUAUUUGCUGUAUCCCUGAAACCGUAUACAUCCAGUUGUUGGCAACUUCUCUCAGACUGAAGGCAAGGUGAUGGUGGUGUAAGGACGAUGGCUGACAAUAAAAAGGUAAGCUCUAUAACCCAACCAGCCAACUAAUCAACUAGGAUUUCAGUAUUUCAAUUGAAGUAGGUAGUUAUUUGGUUUUCUGAUGUUAAAGCAGGCUAUUGAUUAGGCAAGUUAGAUCAGCGCCAGCUAGCUAGGAAGCUAAAGCUAGCUGAUGUUUAACCACAUAUAAAAUGUACCAGUAUCUUUGAUUAACCAAGAGCAUUGUAGCUAGCUAACUAAGUUAACGAGGGGUUGCUAGAGAAGGAGGACUUGGAAGACCAGCCAGACUGUGAGUGAGUGGUGAGAACAGACAGGGAAGGCCCUCCCUAGGGUAGAGGUGAUUGAGAUUGGGUGAGUGGGAGGCAAGAUCAAACUCUGAAAUAAAUAGCCAAUAUUAUAAACCACUAACUGCAUACUUAGAGAGUCUUUGAAAUAUACUUCUGAUAAUUUUUACACUGGCAGUUUUUAACAAUCUCUCUCUUUAUCCCUCUCUCCAUGCAGGCCCACUGUCACUAUGUGGUGGGGAAGUUGUUCUCUGCUUCGCUGACAAAGAUAGGAGGUACAGGAGUCCACUCUAUUCCAAGUACCUUGGCUCUCCACUAUGCACAGCACUCUGGAGGCUUCCUGCAGUUGUUCUCAGGAGACGGGUGAGUGCAGAGAACAUACUGUAUGUCUGACAAAGUGGAGUCGGGCUUCUACUUCAUUGGCCAAGUUUGGAUCUGCGAGUCACCUUUGACCUUGAUCUAACUUUCAUCGAAGACUUGGGGUCAUUGGUGUUCCCUAACUCACCUUGUGACUUGCACAACUCAGCACAUAUGUAUCCCUCCACCUUCCUCAGUGGAGUCCCGGCCAGGGGUAUCAAACUCCAAUGUCCGUGUACAUGUUUUGUUGGCGUAGUUACCGGACCAGUGAGAAGAGGCGUUGAUGAUAGUGAUGCGUCCCAGUGUGGUCUCCACAAACAGCCGCUGUGCCAACACCAUGCCUGAUGACGACAACCAGAUGAUAUUUGGUGCUCCCCGGACCAGGGUUUUCGAGGCAGGGAUGGACUACUGUUAGUCUGAGCUUGCCCCGCAGUCCCCAUACACACACAUUAACUCGAUUGUGCUGAUGCCCUACUGUAAGAACCUGGAGAUCUUCACUGGUUCUGGGGUAGAUGACCUGACCACCAACAGUUCCUGGGACACGUUCCAGCGUUACCGCUGUCUGGAGAACAUCCCGAGCGUGGUCAACAGACAUCUGCUGCAACUUCAUAUCUAGCGUGACAGUUCUGCUGCACCAGGGAGCUAAAGGUGUCCUGAAGCUCAGAAUGAGUGCUGUAGGGGAAAGUGCCCUGGAACCUGCCACGCCAGAGUCCCGCAAGAGAAAGGGCUCACCAUGCGACACCUCAGAGCAGAGUGUGGAGAAGCGUCGGCGGGAGCUGGAGUGUCGUUACAUAGACGAGCUGGCCGAGCUCCUGUCUGCCAACAUGGGCGACAUGGCCAGCCUCAACGUCCAGCCAGACAAGUGCCACAUCCUCAAGAGCACCGUGGACCAGAUCCAGCAGAUCAAACGGCGCGAGCAGGAGAAAGCGGCUUUGGUGUCACCGGAAGACGAGGUGCAGAAGAGUGACAUCUCGUCCAGUAGUCAGGGCAUGGUGGAGAAAGAGGCUCUGGGGCCGCUGCUGCUCGAGGCUCUGGACGGCUUCUUUUUUGUGGUGAACCGCGAGGGCCGGAUGGUGUUUGUGUCGGAGAAUGUGACGGGUUACCUAGGCUACACCCAGGAAGAGCUGAUUACCUCCAGUGUCUACAGCAUCCUCCAUGUGGGAGACCACGGCGAGUUUGUCCGCAACUUGCUGCCCAAGAGCCUCGUGAACGGGGUGCCGUGGCCCCAGGAGCAGGGUCGGAGGAACAGUAACACAUUUAACUGCCGGAUGCUAAAGAGGCCUCCUGAUGAGGUGGACUCAGAGAACCAGGAAGCACGACAGCAGUACGACAUCAUGCAGUGUUUUACUGUCUCCCAGCCCAAAGCCAUGCAGGAGGAAGGAGAUGACCUGCAGAGCUGCCUGAUCUGCAUAGCCUGCCCGAUGCCCCGCCCGCAGCAGCUACCCGCCAUCCGCACUGAGUCCUUUAUCACCAAACAGGACCCCACAGGGAAGAUCAUCUCCAUAGAGACCAGUGCUCUGCGGGCGACGGGGCGACCGGGCUGGGAGGACCUGGUCAGGAAGUGUAUCUACGCCUUCUUCCAGCCGCAAGGCAAAGAACCCUCCCACGCCAAGAAGCUGCUCCACGAGGUGAUGACCCAUGGCACGGCCAUCAGUCCUCUUUACCGGUUCAACAUGAGCGAUGGGACCCCCCUCAGCGCUCAGACCCGCUGCAAGUUCUGCUGCCCCCCUAACCAUGACGUUCAGCCCUUCAUCAUGGGCAUUCACACUAUCGACAGGGAACACAACACUGCUAGCUCUCAGGAAAACACUAACUCCAGCCUUCUACUGACCCAUAGGAGCCCUGCUCCCUCCCACUCCCCUUCCCUCCCCCCGGGCAGCGAGGCCAGCCAAGCCCCAGGCCCCACCUCGGGCCUCCAUCUCAACAACGGCAAAAGCUCCAGCACCACCUCCCCCACCACACCCACCAGCCAUUCAGCAGGGUACCUGACGCCCACCCGGAUGUGUCCUCAGCAGGUCAACAGCCCCUCGCCCCUGGGAAGCCCCAUCACUGCCACCCCUACCUCAUUUAUGUCGCCCAGACCCCCCAGGGCUAGUCCGGGGCUGGGCGGCAGCCCGCGUGUCCCAGGGAACCCCUUCUCCCCUUCCACCCCUGGCCUGCACUCUCCGGCACCGUCCCUGGGAGGUGGAGCUGGUGGCGGUGGAAGUGGAAUCCUCAGCCGGCACCACUCUGGUGGGGACAGUGGAGCAGGGACCCCCCUGGGUUUCUCUCUGCCCUCCCCUUUACCUCAGAGGCAGGCCAGCACCCCCACCAGCUCCCCAGCACGCCCUCCCCCCGCCAAGCCCCCCGAGGGAGGAGGAGGACGUGGGGGCGGAGAGGACCUGGCUAAAGGAAAAUUAGGGGGGAACUCCAAACUCAACCAGCCCCUGGACAAAGGUGGCGUGGGGGCGCCUAAGGACCCCAGAAACACAUCUACCAAACCCACCUCCACCCCUCAGUGCCCGGCCUCCCACAGCACGCUGACGGAGCGCCACAAGAUCCUCCACCGCCUCCUGCAGGACAGCAGCCCGGCUGAGGGCAGCAACGGCAAGGAGUCUGAAAUCAAGAAGGAGCCUCCUGCCAGCCCUGUCACCGCCAACCCCAACGGACCCCCCAGCACCCCUCAGGACCACCAGCUGCUGCGCUUCCUCCUGGACACGGAUGAGAAGGACCUGGGCGACCUACCCCCUCCGGCCGCUCUCAGCCUGCAGACAGUCCGGGUCAAGACUGAGAAGAGGGCCAGCGGGGACACUACGCCCUGCGCUGCAGCCUGUGCCAGCCCCAAGCCCAAACCGAGCCCUGCAGACAGCAGGCCGUCCAGAGACCCGUUCCCCAGUGGAUCUGCUGACCUGGACCCUCUCAGCCAGCUGCUGCCCACCCUCAGGGGCCCUGCAGGGGCCAAGCAGGGCAGCGAGGAGCAGACCCAAGCCCUGUCGUCCCAUAGCCAAACCCAACCUCAACCACGGCUCCAUUCACCUCCACAGCCUCAGACACAGCCUUGGCUCCAAUCACCUCUUCAAACCAAACCUCAGAACCAUCUCCAGCUUCAGUCCCCUACCCAGCUUCAGUCCCCUACCCAGCUUCCGUCACCCACCCAGCUUCCGUCACCCACCCAGCUUCCGUCCCCUACUCAGCUUCCGUCCCCUACUCAGCUUCCGUCCCCUACUCAGCUUCAGUCCCCUACCCAGCUUCAGUCCCCUACCCAGCUUCAGUCCCCUACCCAGCUUCAGUCCCCUACCCAGCUUCAGUCCCCUACCCAGCUUCAGUCCCCUACCUUAGUCCAGCCCAGUGGGGCCAACAUUGUCAAGGCCGUGACCGUGAAGAGGGAGCCUCCUGGAAGACCAAGCCGAGGGCUCACUGAUGGCUCCAGCCUGCAGAACCAGUCACACUUUGACUUCUGCAGCCCCAGCCAGAGACCGGGACAAGGGGAACUCUUCCAGACACCCAAAGGCAGCAGCCCCUUUAAAGAGCCUGGACUAAUGAACUCAUUCAACUCCAACACCGCGUUGUCUAAGAUAGAGACAGACUCUCAGCAGUUCCAGACCCUGGCCCUGACUGAGACUCUGUCCUUUGAUGGAGGCGUGGGAAACCCUGUGCAAGCCUCUCUGGCGUCCCCUCAGGAGCAGUGUGUCCCAUGCCCACUGGAUGAGCUGCUGUGCCCCCCCACCACCCCCGAGGGACGUAACGACGAGAAGGCCCUCCUGGACCAGCUGGUGUCCUUCCUGAGUGGCACAGAUGAGAGCGAGUUGGCUGAGCUGGACCGAGCCCUGGGCAUCGACAAGCUGGUGAAGGGCGGCUGCUUCGACCCCGUCCCUCAACGGUUCCCCUCCCAGCCUCCUGCCACCACCCCCAUCUCCAUGGACCCCAAGCUGCCCGGCUACCCCUCUCAGUUCAACCCUGGCCCCCCUGCCCAGUUCCCUCCAGAGAUAGCAGGGGUGCAGAGUAUGGGGGGCUUCGGUGCACCCAGGGGGGCCUUCCCUGGGGGCAUAAUGCUGAGGCCUGGCAUGGGCAGAGCUCCUGGCAUGACCAACCAGCUCCGGCUGCCUCCCAACCAGCUGAGGUUACAGCUGCAACAGAGGCUGCAGGGCCCACAGCAGCUGCAGAACAGGCUGGCUGCCAUGAGCCCGUUCCCAGGGGAAGCUCACGUUGCCAUGGGGAUGCGUCAGGGAGGGCAGCAGCCUCAGAUGCCCUCUCAGCCUCCUCUGAACGCCCAGAUGCUGGCCCAGAGGCAGCGGGAGCUCUACAGCUUCCAGCACCGCCAGAGACAACUCCUGCAGCAGAAGGUCAUGUUGAUGAGGCAGGGCAUGGGGGGUGGUGGGCCUAUGGGAGCCACCAGGGAACAAAAAGGACCCCAGCCACAGCAACAACAGUUUGGCUACCCUCCAGGCUACAGCCCCAUUCCAGGGAACCCACCCAGCUCCCCCAGCCUAUUCAAUCCCAUGGGAGGGACCCAGGACCCUAAGUUGUCGGGCCAGGGCCCUAUGGGCAGCCAGGCAACUAUGAUGGGGGGGAUGCAGGGACAGUUUGGGGGGGCGGUGAACUCGGCGGUGCAGCCUGUGCUCUUCCAGCAGUUUGGAGGACCAGGUAUGGUCCAGCAAGGAGACCCCUCGUUCCCUCCAGAGCUCAGCCCCACCAGUCCCCUGCUGUCCCCUCAGAACUCCACCACCCAGAGUGCUCUGCUCCAGCAGGCCCAGCCUCCUCCUGGGUACCAGUCACCUGACAUGAAGAGUUGGCAGCAAGCUGGCAUGGGCGGAAACAGCUUGUUCAGCCAGUCUGGUCAGACGACGCCCCAGGCCUUUGGGCAACAGGGGGUCUACAACAACAUGAGUAUCACCGUGUCAAUGGCAGGAGGCUCAGGGGCGGUGGGCUCGCUACCUUCCAUUGGACCACCUGUUGGCAUGGGCAACAGUAACCUUGGUGACAUCAACUCCAUGUGUAACGAUCAGGUACAGCAGGUUCAAGUGUUUGCCGACGUCCAGUGUACGGUGAACCUGGUGGGCAGCGACUCCUACCUGAACCAGUCGGGGUCCAUAGGCACCCAGAAGGGCCCCCAGGGGCCUCAGAGCAGCCAGUCCCAGCAGAAGAGCCUCCUCCAGCAGCUCCUCACAGAGUGACUCCUCAGCUCAGCCGCCUGCCAGGAGAGAGGUGCUCCACAGACCACCGACCUCUUCUCUUUCUCACCUUUGGUUUUAGACACCUGCCUGCCGGACUGGUUAGGAGGGCCCUGGGAUGGAGACUGAGGUCCAGGUAAGAGUGUGUCUGACCUGCCAGCCUGCCAGCCAGCCUCAGCCCAUACCGUACCAUAAGGCAGCAGCUAUUGUUCAGCGCUCAUUCCUGGUUACCUACUUUCAACACAAAGUCUGCUUUCUGUUCUGAGAAAGGAAUCAGCUUCCGGUUUUGCCAAGUCGUUGUGGUUGUCAAAAGAGGAUCUGGUUCCUAAUUGCCCGUUCCGUCAGGUCCAUCGCAGCAGUGCGUCUUGGGAAUGCGAUCAACAUGCAGCUGAGCUCAGCUGUGGGUGGUUAACCCGUCGUCUCAACUUUUGCUCUAGCGUGGGGUGGCGUUGUGGGGACAACGUUUUGGGAAUGUUAGGUUUUUAAACCUCUGCAGUGGGAAGCUCAGUUUCAGCUGGAUCUGUGACUGACUAGCUCUCUCCAUUGCAGUGCCUAAUGGGAGGAAAUUCCCAGCUCUCGUUUUUUGUUUUUGUUUCUCUGUUCUCGUCGUCUGCGUCGUCAGGACAACAAGCAGCCGGGAUGUGAUGGGAUGGGAGAUUGGGUUGCUCUGCUCAGUUGGCAACACCAUCUUUCACAUUUUCAAACCACCAGACUGUCAAAGUAACUGUCUGUCUUACACAUUUUUCUCCCCAGCAGCUGUGAAUAUGAGCCAUGUUGGGCUCUCCUUGGCCUAUCAGUAUUGUUUGUCAUGUGUAACCGUGCAGGUGGGUAGUAUUGUACAGCACAGAUGGACAAAAAAUUGGGAUGAGUUCACACUUUCUACUUUCCUUUCAAAAGCGUCAUUUAAUUACUCUAAAAUGCAACUGUCGUUUUUAGCUCAAACUAUACAUUGUGAUUCAAUGCGGUUUUCUUCCGUUUUUUUAUUUGAGAGUAACAUGUCAGUUAUUAUAAUUUUUUAAGGCGAUAUUUGGCAUUAUGAAAAUGUAACUGCUAAAUGUGCUCUGUGUUCUGUAAUGUGAAAAAAGAAAAUCUCGGUAUAAGACUUUGAUUGAUUUUAGAAAUGGCUAGCUCUGCUCUUUUGGCAUCCCUUUGAAUGUUUUAAAUCCCCUAAAAUGUACCUCAAAACGAACAAGAAUGGGUUCUCAAUAUUACACAAUGACAUGAAUAGGUUGUAACUCGUAACCGUAGAACUUCCUCACUCAGAAGUGAUGGAAGUUGAAUGGGGUGUUUUCUUGGAAACACAGUGCUCUCUCUCCUCCAACUCUCUGCCCGUGAUGAUGUUAUUCCACUGGCCACACACUACAGCUCUUUUUUGACUGCUCAUGUGACUACUGUUGCCCAGUCAGACACUGUCUAUCAGCGCUAACCUCUGAUAUUUUACUAUACACAUUCAGUCACAUAGAAAGUCUGGCCAAAAAACACCAUGUUUUAUUUAUGUGGGUAAACAAUAACCUAUUAACAAGCAAUAAACCCGAAAAUGACGAGAAAGCAACAACAGAAAGAGCAAAGUUCGGCGACGUAAUGAUAAUGAAAAAUCAAGUCUAAUUUGGCUUUUGGCUUCUCUGCUCUAUCCCGGGUAUGUGUAUUUCUCUGCUCUACCCCGGGUAUGUGUAUUUCUCUGCUCUAUCCCGGGUAUGUGUAUUUCUCUGCUCUAUCCCGGGUAUGUGUAUUUCUCUGCUCUAUCCCGGGUAUGUGUAUUUCUCUGCUCUAUCCCGGGUAUGUGUAUUUCUCUGCUCUAUCCCGGGUAUGUGUAUUUCUCUGCUCUACCCAGGGUAUGUGUAUUUCUCUGCUCUACCCCGGGUAUGUGUAUUUCUCUGCUCUACCCCGGGUAUGUGUAUUUCUCUGCUCUACCCCGGGUAUGUGUAUUUCUCUAUCCCGGGUAUGUGUAUUUCUCUGCUCUAUCCCGGGUAUGUGUAUUUCUCUGCUCUAUCCCGGGUAUGUGUAUUUCUCUGCUCUAUCCCGGGUAUGUGUAUUUCUCUACUCUAUCCCGGGUAUGUGUAUUUCUCUGCUCUAUCCCGGGUAUGUGUAUUUCUCUGCUCUAUCCCGGGUAUGUGUAUUUCUCUGCUCUAUCCCGGGUAUGUGUAUUUCUCUACUCUAUCCCGGGUAUGUGUAUUUCUCUACUCUAUCCCGGGUAUGUGUAUUUCUCUGCUCUAUCCCGGGUAUGUGUAUUUCUCUGCUCUAUCCCGGGUAUGUGUAUUUCUGACUAACAGAAGGCUUUCUUAAGGGUGUUAUGGUCCAACUAGAUAUCUGACUGUGUAUAUACAAGGUAUUUUACAAAGUGUGCAACAUUACCCGAGCACAGCUAAUAACCGAGGAGGGUUAGGGAUGAUCAGUUGAAAUAGCAUGCAUGAUCACCAUCCUCCUCCGGAGACCUCAAAUUGAAUGCCAACUACUUUAAUGUGCUAUGAUUUCUGAAUCACGUUGUGUACCGUUUCAAUGGCGUUUGUGUGCCUGUGCUUUAUACCCAAACAGUGGCUCAGGUGUCCUCAGCAUACAACUCAAAUUCAACCUGAAAAUGGCAUAAUUUCGUGUGGUGUUGAUUCAAGUUGACAUGAAAAGCUGGUAGCAGUUCCACUUCGGAAACUCAUUUGUGAAACUGAUACACUGUGAUUGGACAUACCACUUGUUCCUGUCAUUCUAAGACACUUAAAAUGUUGCUUUGCUUUUAGCCUAUUGCAUUUAAUUCAAAACAAUAUAUAUACGAUUAAUAGAUGAGAUAUUUAAGUGUAUCUUUCUUCUGAUAAGGUAAAUGUUUUAUUUUCUAUUUGAAAGGGAUGUGGGUUAACAAUUAGUACUUAUCAAUGUUAAAGCCAUUCCUGAGCCACUGUUUGGUUUAUGUAAAUAAACAUACACUUUACAAAACACACGGAAGCAAGACAAAAUUAACCGAAUGUAUGUGGAAGGAUUCCAUUUGUUUUCAGUAUACAUUUGUACUAUAUAGGGUACCAGCUAACGGUUUCAUACUCCCAGAAGUGUUACAAAGAAAACUUUUCCUGGAUAUCUUCUUCACGUACCCUCCUCAUUUAGGAACAGGCAUUACUGUCUAGAAAGUGUUAAUAGAACUACGUCAAAUGCAGAAGUUCAUCUGAUCUGUUAAUAUGAACUGUUUAGCAUUUGGGAUAUAAUAUGCCAAAUUCAAAGCACCAUUCGACAACGGUCAUUAACUAACAGACAUUCGUAUAUGCAAGAGCCGCUCAAUGGCAAAGACAGUCCAUUCAGUACAGGUACAAGGUAAAUAUUUGAACUGGUUCUUCAACAUGUAUAUAACAGACAAUGUGAAUAUGUAUUUGUUCAGAAUCGACAAAAUGUAGUGCUCCAAGUUUGUGGUAUUAACUACUUGCUUCCAUUUGAUUAUUAUUUGUAUUAUUUUAUUUUUUACGUAUAUGACUGUCUGAGUGUGUGUAUGUAUGUGAUUAAUACUGUAUGUACUGGUGUUUAAGAUGGAAACUGAAUAUGUCAGGAUUUGAUUUCUUCUUCUUUUUAUAGAUACCUGCAAGUUUUCCUGUGGGUGUUGUUCUGAUUGCUCUUUAUGUGAGAGAAUGGGUUAGCGACUGCUGAAUGUGAUUUUACUGAGAGAGAAGCAGUGUGGACUGGCUUUUGUACGGGUUAAUUUAAAAACAAACAAAAACACACACACAAAAAAAGGCCAUAUUAUUUAAUUUCUCUGAUGUUAAAACAUUUAAACAGAUCUGAGAAAGUGGAACCUUGUAUUCUGAGAAGCAUCGCUUCGGUAGUUAAGUGGGCUUUUGUAGAUCGCCUGAUAUACUUUUAGCGUUUUCAAAAAGUAAUGACCAAAGCUUCAAGAUGUUUAAUUCAUAUCAUAUGCAAGCCUCAUGCAAUUGGACGAGACAAAAUGUAGCGUUUGUUCACUUUUCUAAAAGGAAAUAGUCUAUACAUACUAGCUCCUCCUUGACCACACUACUAAUUUGUGGUAGUUUGUGCUUUGCAUGUUUGUCCUUUAUUUCCUUUUCCACACAAUUUGUCCUAAGACACUGACAAGUGACCUAUCAGAUUUAGUAUUUUUAUCUAACUUCUAUUCUUUGGAAUAUCCCAAAGUAUGAUCAGUUAGAAACUUCCUCUCCUUGUUGCCGUUGACUCCUGGCAAAGACGCAAAAAGACUUGUAGGGCCUGACAUGCGGUCACUGUUUACAGGAAGAGAGAAACUUGCAACAGCUAGCUAUGCACCUUAACAAAAAGCUUUUUUUUAACACUGAUUUAGGUAUUCAAAGCAAACUAGAAUUUGAAUCAAUGAUUUAAAUCAAGGUAUUUUAGUUUAUUGAAAGAAGAAGAAGUGAAACCUAGUGAACCAAUUAUUAUUUAAUUUUUUACUCAACUAGCAUUGGUGAUAGUUGUCUGAACAUGUAGGUCUGCUCUAUCAACUGAAUCUCACAGAUUAAGAUUAUUCAAUCAAAUAUUUCAAUUUAUUUAGCUGAAUACUUUAUACCAAAUUUGAGGUGCUUCUUGUAUAUACAGUAUUUUCUGCAUAGAGGACUGCUCCUCGCUGUUUGAUGAUAAUGUUAAUGAGGAUUUUCUUAUCUUUACCUUUAUAAAAGUUUGCUGCAUUUUACAUUACUUUUGUACAAGAAAUCUAAAUAUUCCAGGAAUUUGCAAGAAAUACAAUCUACUUUUGCACUUUAUCUCAGAAUUAUUUAGAGGAAACAGGCCAUCAUAAAUACUACUCAUGUUCACAUUAGAAUACUAUUUAAUCAUCAUAAAUCCCCUAAAUCACAGGAGGUUGGUGGCACCUUCAUUGGGGAGGAGGGGCUCAUGGUAAUGGCCAAAGCGGAAUAGGUGUAAUAGUAUCAAAUACAUCGAACACGUGGUUUUCAUAUGUUUGAAGCCAUUCCUUUUGCUCCGUUCCAGACAUUAUUAUGAGCUCUCCUCCCCUCAGCAGCCUCCUGUGCCCUAAAUAUAAUAGAAAGUAAAAUAUAGAUUUCUCAGGUUCUUAAGAACUUGGUUGCAGAGCCCAUCAAUAUGAUUACAAAAGAGAAGUGUACAUUCUCUACUACUACUCUUAGUAGUUUCACAUAUGAUCCUUCUCUCUGCCACAGAGCCUCAAUCUAAACUAUGCCUUUCUUCUUCAGGUGAUCCACUGCCCCUCUCCCCUUGGCCAUUAGUUAACUAACGCGCUUACACUCAUACGUCCUGUCCUGUGUAACCGAUGUGAAAUGGCUAGCUAGUUAGCGGUGGUGCGCGCUAAUAGCGUUUCAAUCGGGUGACGUCACUCGCUCUGAGACCUUGAAGUAGUGUAGUUGGGCGCGAUGGGUUACGAUGCUUCGAGGGUGACUGUUGUCUGUGUGCAGAGGGUCCCUGGUUCGAGCCCAGGUAGGGGCGAGGAGAGGGACGGAAGCUAUACUGCUACAGCAGCUUUAACUGUUCAAAACAUUCCUCCUCAACUCUGCUCUUAGCUACCAGCAAUCAUUGUGCUCUGGUCUAUACUGUAGCAUUUUACAUUUGAGUCAUUCAGCAUAUGCUCUAAUCCAGAGUGAAUUACAGUAAGUAGUGAGUUAAUACAUUUUCCUGUACUGGUCCCCUGUGGGAAUCGAACCCCGUUGCAGGCGCCAUGCUCUACCAACUGAGCCCCACGGGACCAGCAGCAGUUCUAUUCUAUAUAUUUCUAGGCUUAGUAAUUCCUACCAAGCACUAACAGCCCUACAUACGUGUACUGCUGUCCCCUUGCGUCUGUUAUUUUGUCAUUGUCACCACCUUGUAACAUACUGCCUAAUGCAGAAGCAACUAUCAUCCUUGUUAAGAUUAAUGCACUCUACCUUCUACAGGUAUUACUUCGCAACUGUUUGCUGAUGAUGUUUGUCAAGUAUUGUAAGUGCUGCAUAAUCUAGACUGAAGUUGGUUGUGGAUGGAGAAAUCAAAAGCUUGUCUCGCCACUUAUAAGGCCAAUGCUUUCUCAUUGAAACGAGGUUCCACUUUUCCCCCUGUAAAAUUAAUAUAAAUAAAUAUAAAUAUAUAUAUUAUACAUUUUACUCAUUUUGUCCAGUUUUGUUUAUUAUACUUGUGUAAACUUGUUUUUAGACAGGCAUCAGAGCAGCUGUGUGGGUGGGACAAUAUGAAUGAAGUAUCUGGGAGAAUUAUGCAUGUUUUUAUUUCUGUGUCCAGGUGGAAUACCUGGGAUAAAUCCUACCUUUUCUUAGGACGUCGUAGACAAUCAGUCUCAGGCUGGGUCAAGUAGCUACAGGGGGUUCCUGUAGACUGAAAAGCAACGUUUUUGCAUCUACUGAAACAGUCUUAUUUGUCUGUCCAUUUUUUGGGAGGUAUCUGGCUGCUCAGACUGGGAUUAGUUCAAAGUUUACACACACACACACACAACACACACACCUCGUGCGUUCGGUCCCUCUAUUGCUUUUCCAAGGUGAAGAUGCAGACCUUGAAGGAAAUGAUGCUUUGACUAACAAAUCUAUAACAUCCAUGAAUGUGAGAAUGCAACACAUUUGCAAUAAAAACACCAAUUAAAAUGGGA
Messenger RNA from Oncorhynchus nerka (sockeye salmon), 18382 nucleotides. RefSeq names its product nuclear receptor coactivator 1-like. Lineage: Eukaryota; Metazoa; Chordata; Actinopteri; Salmoniformes; Salmonidae. Bases 7363 to 11850 code for a protein of 1495 amino acids. Gene Ontology annotation, molecular function: nuclear receptor binding; protein dimerization activity. The transcript is spliced from 23 exons. Gene Ontology annotation, biological process: positive regulation of transcription by RNA polymerase II; cellular response to hormone stimulus. The record is from RefSeq and is a predicted model, not a curated record. Gene Ontology annotation, cellular component: nucleus.